UGGUGAAUAUUUCAACAGGUUUGCUGCCAUUGUCACUAUUGAACUUGCCACAUCUCUCAAGUUUAUUCCUUGAUAACAAUCAACUUGUUGGUCCCCUUCCGAGUCACGUAAGUGGUUUGAAUCUAAUUGCUCUCUUUUUAAGUUCAAAUUCCCUAAAUGGAACACUGCCCUCUUGGUUGUUCAAUUUGCCAUCUUUGGAGAUGUUAAGCCUUAGUGAUAAUGAAUUCAUUGGUGAGAUUGGUGAAUUUAAGUACAAUUCAUUGGACUAUCUUGAUUUGGGUAAUAAUAAGCUACAGGGCUCCAUACCUAGGUCAAUUUCUAGACUUGUGAACCUUACUUAUCUUUCUCUCUCAUCAACUAAAUUCAGUACUAUGUUAGAGUUUGAAAUGUUUUCAGAGCUCAAAAAUCUCCAAUAUCUUGAUUUUUCACAUAACUUACUUAGCAUGAACAAUGUAACUUUUACCUUGCCCAAUCUUUGGUACUUGAACUUGUCUUCUUCCAACAUUAGUGAAUUCCCAAUUUUCUUAAAAACAGCAACAAAUUUAGAAUCCUUAGACCUUUCCAAUAACAGAAUUUAUGGUCAAGUUCCAAGAUGGUUGGGGGAUGCGGAGAGAAAUUCAUUAUAUUAUGUUGAUCUUCGGGCCAACUUGCUUCAAGGACCAUUACCCACAUUAAAUUCUCUUUUCCUUCGAUAUUUCUUUGUCUCCAAUAACAGCUUUACUGGAGAAAUCCCCCUUUCAAUUUGUAACGCAAGUUACCUUGAAGUUCUAGAUUUGUCUCAUAACAACUUAAGUGGCAUGAUUCCGAAGUGUUUGGCAAAUUUUAGUUUCCUCCCAGUGUUGGAUUUGCGAAUGAAUAACCUUUGUGGUACCAUCCCAGCCACAUUUGCUAAGGGAAAUAAUUUCAGGAAUAUUAACUUUAAUGGCAAUCAGUUAGAAGGGCAAUUGCCACGAUCUUUAGCAAAUUGUAGGAACUUGGAAGUUCUAGAUCUUGGAAACAAUAAGAUAAAUGGAACCUUCCCUUAUUGGUUGGAAAGUCUUCUGAAAUUGCAGGUUCUUGUCUUAAGAUCAAAUAGAUUUGAAGGUCGUAUAUGCAAUCCUAAAACCAAAUUUCCUUUCCCAAAUUUGCGAAUCAUAGACAUCUCCAACAAUCAGUUUAAUGGUUCUUUGCCAAGAAAAUAUUUCAAAUAUUUGAAAGGCAUGAUGAAUGUGGAUGAAAGUGAAGUUGGAUUGAAAUAUAUGGGAGACUAUUAUUAUCAGGAUUCUUUGAAUGUGAUGAUGAAAGGGUCGUAUAUUGAGUUGGUGAGAAUCCAAACUGUCUUCACAACCAUUGAUUUUUCAAACAAUAGAUUCAUAGGGGAGAUGCCUAAGAUACUUGGAAGGCUUAAAUCACUCAAGGGGCUCAACUUUUCUCACAAUAACCUUACAGGUUAUAUUCCUUCAUCGUUUGGAAAUUUGACCAAUCUUGAAUGGUUAGAUCUCUCUUUCAACAAGCUUAGCGGGGAGAUUCCCACCCAAUUGGCAGAGCUACCGUGGCUUGAAGUUUUAGAUCUAUCACAUAACCAACUUACAGGACGUAUACCUUUAGGAAAGCAGUUCAAUACAUUUGAUAAUGAUUCAUACAUGGAAAAUUUGGGAUUAUGUGGAUUUCCAUUGUCUAGAACAUGCAACAAUGAGAUGAAGCAACCAACACCAUCAAACUUACAAAAAGAAGAUAAUUUAGAGCCUGAAAAUGGGUUUGGUUGGCAAGCUGUAUCGAUAGGUUAUGGAUGUGGAGUGAUAUUUGGAACAUUGAUGGGAUAUCUUAUGUUCAAAACUGGAAAACCAAAGUGGAUUGUGAGGAUGGUCAUAUCAGAGCAACAGAUCGUGCUCAGAAGGCUGAAGAAUAAUGCCCACCGAUGUGGUGGAAGAAAUAUCUAGUCAAAACAAUUGGUGGGUAGUUUUGCUAUAAACAGACUACGAAUCAAACUCAAACAACAAAGCCCAGUAGAAAAAAGCGGAGCUCUCCAACUCCUUCCAUGUGUCAAAAUUGGGAUGAAGCUUCUCAUUGUACUUGCUAUCUUCAUCAUCCUUUGUUCACUGUCUUCAUUUUUCAAACAAUGAAAACAACACAUUGGUGAUGAGGAGAAUAUCACCCUUCUUUCACGGUCCCCCGGGCCACAGGAUACCAUUCUUUGCCAAGGUAUUCUCCUUCUUUACUUACAUCUUUGGGUGCCUUUGUCACUUUCUUCUCUCUCUUUAAACACAAAGGCUCAUUCACGCUGCUGAGCUUCGUAAUUAUUAUUUAUAAAAUAAGUAUUUGAUUUGUUUUAUUUAUUUUUUUAAGGCAGCUGGUUGGUGUUGUCACUUUUGAAAUAAUUGGUUGGUGCCUCUGAUGUUUCUGAACAUAUCAAUAACCUUUGUGCUCUUGAAUAGUUCAAGACCUCCGUAUAUGGACAGUUCAACUCAUAGAGACCAAAAUGCUUUAGAUAUAUCAAGGCUAGCUGAAUCAUAUAAUGCUCAAUGUGGUAAAAUCUGGAAAGGUCGUGUUAAUCUAAAGUUUCAGCUUGAACACUUACAGGUACAUGUUGGAUUGUAAGGCAAAAAGAAAAGAGCCGGGCAUAAUAAGUUUCGUCAUAAGACUACUCAUGCAGCUUGUUGCUGCAAAUUUGGGAGUGGUUGCGAAAGGAAGAUGAUUUGCAGUUGAAAUAAUUGGGAUUACUAUUAGUUUGAUCGU
Molecule: messenger RNA, 2715 nt
Organism: Quercus lobata
Lineage: Eukaryota; Viridiplantae; Streptophyta; Magnoliopsida; Fagales; Fagaceae
Product: receptor-like protein 33
Exons: 5
Coding region: 201-1919 (572 amino acids)
Molecular function (GO): protein binding
Source: RefSeq, a predicted model, not a curated record